This is a messenger RNA of Mytilus trossulus (common blue mussel), 671 nucleotides long. RefSeq lists its product as uncharacterized. Bases 96 to 626 code for a protein of 176 amino acids. The record is from RefSeq and is a predicted model, not a curated record. Lineage: Eukaryota; Metazoa; Mollusca; Bivalvia; Mytilida; Mytilidae. The transcript has 3 exons.
CCAUAACCGAUAUGUUUAUAUAUAUUGCGACUGUGUUUGAUUAAAUUAAUUGCUCCUGUUCCUUGACAGAAUACGCACGAAAAUCACCAACAACAAUGAAAGUAACGUUCUUGCUGACGUUUCUGGUUCUAGUGGUUUUAGUUACAAAUUCGUUUGGAUGGCUUUGGCGAAGGUCAAGGAGGAAUCGAUGUGGUACCUGGUUAAGGCACAGGCCAUGCACUGCUUCUAAGUGUAGUGAUCCUUCAAGAGGGAAACCAUUUUACUUUGGAACAACUCGUUUGUUUUGUAUGGCAAAAGGAAAACGUGGAUCGUCACCAUCUCGACCAACAUGGGCACUAAAGCACAGAUGGAUCGAAUACAAUGGACAUUUUUUCGAACGAUUGAAGAAUGGAGGAGAUAUUUUUAGCUCAGAUGCCCCUAAGGACUCCAAUAAAUGUUCUUCUAGACGGGAAAGUCGUCCAGCCGGGUACAGCAGUUUGAGCAUAGAUUGUAUGAAACGUUGUACGAAUAAGUACAGGCAACGCUAUGGUAGCUACCGUCUGUUGUCAAAUAACUGCCACCACUUUGCUAAUCGUUUCUCCGAUAUAUUAUGCAGCAGUUCCACGUGUCCUUCGUGGUGUGCUUGAAUUGAAAUGAUUUUGGUCUACUAUCAUUAAAUGUUACUUUCUCUU